Molecule: messenger RNA, 1212 nt
Organism: Cryphonectria parasitica EP155
Lineage: Eukaryota; Fungi; Ascomycota; Sordariomycetes; Diaporthales; Cryphonectriaceae
Exons: 3
Biological process (GO): transmembrane transport
Cellular component (GO): fungal-type vacuole membrane
Molecular function (GO): transmembrane transporter activity
Source: RefSeq, a predicted model, not a curated record
AAGACCUGUGUCCUCAUCGGCAAUGGCAUAUUACAGCUGCCAAUAUGGGGCUUCGCCAUGAGCUACGGCGUGUUCCAGGAAUACUUCUCCUCCAACUGGACACUCGAGGGCAGCCAGGACCUCACAGGCAUCAUCGGCACCACCUUCAACGGCGUCAUCUACCUCUCCAUGCCCUUCCUCUUCGCCGCCUUCACCAGGCGCUGGGCCAGGUGGCGCCAGGCCGCCGCCCUCUGCGGCGCCGUCCUCAUGUGCCUCAGCUUCGUCCUGUCCUCCUUCAGCACCGCCGUCUGGCACCUCAUCGCCACCCAGGCCGUCCUCGCCCCCCUCGGCUGCGCCCUCGUCUACAGCCCCACCACAUUGUCCCUGGGCGAGUGGUUCGGCACCGGCCGCCGUGCCUUUGCCUACGGCGUCGUCUUCUCGUGCAAGAACAUUGUCGGCUCCGCCUGCCCUUUUAUCCUGCGCGCCCUGCUCGACGCCUACGACUUCCGCACCGCCCUGCGCGUCUGGACCGCCAUCGUCGCCGCCACCAGCAUCCCCGCCAUCGCCCUCGUCCCUGCCCAUCCCUCCAGCCUUGCGAGGAGGUCCCGCAGGAUCCCCUGGCACUUCCUCCGCCACAGGACCAUCUACAUCUACGCCGCCGCCAUCACGCUCCAGAGCGCCGGCUACGGCAUCCCGCAGACCUACCUCAACACCUACGCCCACGACGUGGCCCGCCUAAGCCAGACCUCCGCCACCCUACUCCUCACCCUCUUCAACAUCCCCGGCAUCGUAGCCAGCUCCUUCUUCGGCUACCUCAGCGACCACAACACCACCAACAGGCGCCGCCGCCGCCUCCGCCUCGCCGCCCUGUCCACCCCGACCGUCGUCUCCAUCCCCGCCCUCGGCUCCGCCCUCGCCGCCUUCUUGUUCUGGGGCCUCACCUCCCAGGGCAGCAUGGCCCUCCUGGUCCUGUUCUCCAUCACCUUCGGCUUCUUCGCCGGCGGCUACAGCUCCACCUGGGGCGGCGUGCUGAACCAGAUGGAGCGCGAGGCCGCCGACCGCAACGAGGCCGUCGAUAUGGGUGUCAUCUACGGCCUGCUCAACGGCGCCAGGGGCGUCGGCUAUGUCAGCGGCGGGCUGGCCGGCAUCCCGCUGCUCAAGGCUGGCGCUGGCAGCAGCAGCAGCAGCAGCAGCAGCAGCAGCAGUCUGGGCAGCUUUGGCUAUGGGACCUCG